Lotus japonicus is the source of this 1404-nucleotide messenger RNA. RefSeq lists its product as uncharacterized. Bases 1 to 1404 code for a protein of 467 amino acids. Lineage: Eukaryota; Viridiplantae; Streptophyta; Magnoliopsida; Fabales; Fabaceae. The record is from RefSeq and is a predicted model, not a curated record. The transcript has 3 exons.
AUGGAUGGUAAACACAACCAUGAACCAGCUAAAUCACUAGUUGGCCACCCCUACGUUGGUCGACUAACAGAGGAAGAAAAGGGGCUUGUGGGCACCAUGACUAGUACUUGGACUCCACCGAGACAAAUACUAGCGGCAUUGAAGGAAAACAAUCCAGGUAACUUGACUACAAUCACUCAAGUUUACAGUUGCAACAAAUGGUUUAAAAAAGAGGAGAGGGGACCAUUGACAGAAAUGCAACAUUUGAUGAAGAAGUUGGUAGAAGCCAAGUAUGUUCACUUUGAAAGGCAACAAGCUGAUUCAAGUGAGAUUAGGGAUCUCUUUUUGGCUCAUCCUGAUGCGGUCAGACUCUUCAACACAUUCUCUCAUGUGGUCAUCAUGGAUUGCACGUACAAGACAAACAGAUAUCAGAUCCCCUUGCUUGAAAUGGUUGGUCUCACUUCUACGGGGUUGACUUUCUCCAUAGCAUUUUGCUACAUAGUUAGGGAGCACACAAUUGACUAUGUUUGGGCCUUGGAGUGCAUGAAGUCUCUUAUUGCCGAUGAUGCCAGAUUACCUCAAGUGAUUGGCUUUACUGAGUGCUUGAUGGAGAACUGGAAAUGCCUGAUAUAUGCUGAAACAGUGGAACAAUUUGAUGAGGAAUGGAAGGAAAUGUGUGUCAUGUGUAAGGACUUCCCAGAUUUCAUAUCCUACAUUUCUACUACAUGGUUAAAGCACAAGGAGAAAUUUGUGAGUGCGUGGACCAAUUCUGUGUUGCAUUUUGGAACAACAACGAGUAACAGGGCUGAAAGUGCACACUCAACCUUGAAGAGGAUGCUGAAAGACGGCAGAGGUGACUUGUGCGCCUCGUGGAAUGCAGUGGAUAGGUUGACCACUGUACGACACAAUGAAAUCAAGGCAUCAUUUGAGCGCAGUAUCAACCUUGUAGAACAUCGUUUCAAGUCGCCCAUGUAUACAAAUAUCAGGGGAUUUGUGUCCAGAAAGGCCAUGCAACUCAUGGAAGAUGAACAGAACAGAGUGAUGCGUGAUGGUUGUGGAUGCGCGUUCCAAGCUACCCAUGGGCUUCCUUGUGCGUGUGCACUUCAUAGUUAUGAUAGAAUUCCGUAUGAGGCAAUCCAUACUUUCUGGAAGAUACUUGGUUGGGACCAUGUACCCAUUGGGAGUCAAGCCUCAAACCAAGGAGACCUCAAGUCAGAGAUUGAUGGCUUGACCGCUUAUUUCAACACUUUGGAUGUUGCGGGUAGUCCGAAAACUAUAGUUCGGAACUACGGAGUCCGAAAUGUUUCGGAAGUUUCCUUUCCAUUUCCAUGUCAUAUACUUAAAUUUGGCACCCCCAAGUGUAAACAAUCUUCGACAUUAAGGUUUCCGAGACAUUUCGGAAUUAUAGGAUCCGAAAUGUUGUAA